CACCAGAUCUCUGCGUCCCCGCCAAAAAAAGAGUCGAGCCGCUUUCGGAAGACAUUUACGUGAGGACUAAGUUCGCGACAACUCUUCUUUUUCACAGCAACAAAAUGGCAGUCACAGAGCAGGACACCCAGGUUCCCACGCUUCGCAAUAUCCUCACCUCGGAGUCGGAGCCCCUCGCCCGCCGCUUUCGCGCUCUUUUCUCCCUCAAGCACCUUGCCGGCCUGCAGCCACCCAAUGCGCAGACUGUCCCCGCCAUCGAGGCCAUCGCAGCCGCUUUCGCUUCGCCAUCAGCCUUGUUGAAGCACGAACUCGCCUACUGCCUGGGCCAGUCUGGACACGAUGCUGCCAUCGCGCCCUUGAAGGGCGUAUUGGAGGACAAAGAGGAAGACUCCAUGUGCAGGCACGAGGCUGCCGAGGCGCUUGGUGCACUGAGUGACAAGGGCAGUCUUGAGCUGCUAAGGGCAUUGAGGGACGACGUCAAAGAGAUCGAUGUCGUACGAGAGACCUGUGACAUUGCUGUGGACCGCAUAGAGUGGGACCAUGGGCUGCAGAAGGGACAGGAGAAGUUAAAAAAGAGCGACUUCACGUCCAUCGACCCUGCGCCACCACUACCACAGAGUACCGAGAAGCCAUCGAUCCCAGAACUUGAGAAGACACUGCUCGACACCACCCUGCCCUUGUUCCAGCGCUACCGAGCCAUGUUCGCCUUGCGCGAUCUUUCCUCGCCACCCGACCUCCCAACUGCCGUUCCGGCCGUACAGGCGCUCGCGCGCGGAUUCACAGACCCCUCUGCUCUCUUCCGCCACGAAAUAGCCUUUGUCUUUGGGCAGCUAUCACACCCCGCAUCCAUCCCUAGUCUUACAGAAGCGCUCAGUAACACAAAGGAGGCAAGUAUGGUCCGACAUGAAGCAGCCGAGGCACUUGGAAGCUUGGGCGAUGAAGAGGGUGUCGAAGAUACUCUGCGUAAAUUUUUGAACGAUCCGGAGCAGGUGGUGCGGGACAGUGUGGUCGUAGCACUUGACAUGGCAGAGUUUGAGAAGAACGGAGAGAUGGAGUACGCCAUUGUGCCGCAAGCUGUUGCAGCUUAGCGCGGCCCAAGCUGUUGCGUGCAUACGGCGUUUGGGGUAUCUAGAAUUCAAAAUGGGAACCAUAGGUAGAAUUUCCGCUUCAGUUGUUGGUAUUCCAUCUGUAAGAUAGCAAUUAGCAUAAGCUCAGCUCUGAACAUGUAUGACCGAACGUACUUGUGACCGCAGUCGCACUCGUA
This is a messenger RNA of Alternaria rosae, 1264 nucleotides long. RefSeq names its product deoxyhypusine hydroxylase. Gene Ontology annotation, molecular function: deoxyhypusine monooxygenase activity. Gene Ontology annotation, biological process: peptidyl-hypusine biosynthetic process. Bases 105 to 1088 code for a protein of 327 amino acids. The transcript is spliced from 2 exons. The record is from RefSeq and is a predicted model, not a curated record. NCBI's taxonomy places the organism in Eukaryota, Fungi, Ascomycota, Dothideomycetes, Pleosporales, Pleosporaceae.